ACGGACCAGGAGGACAGUGGUCAGACGGACCAGGAGAACAGUGGCCAGACGGACCAGGAGGACAGUGGCCAGACGGACCAGGAGGACAGUGGCCAGACGGACCAGGAGGACAGUGGCCAGACGGACCAGGAGAAAAGUGGCCAGACGGACCAGGAGGACAGUGGCCAGACGGACCAGGCGGACAGUGGCCAGACGGACCAGGAGGACAGUGGCCAGACGGACCAGGAGAACAGUGGCCAGACGGACCAGGAGGACAGUGGCCAGACGGACCAGGAGGACAGUGGCCAGACGGACCAGGAGAAAAGUGGCCAGACGGACCAGGCGGACAGUGGCCAGACGGACCAGGAGAACAGUGGCCAGACGGACCAGGAGGACAGUGGCCAGACGGACCAGGAGGACAGUGGUCAGACAGACCAGGAGGACAGUGGCCAGACGGACCAGGAGAACAGUGGCCAGACGGACCAGGAGGACAGUGGCCAGACGGACCAGGAGGACAGUGGCCAGACGGACCAGGAGGACAGUGGCCAGACGGACCAGGAGGACAGUGGCCAGACGGACCAGGAGGACAGUGGCCAGACGGACCAGGAGGACAGUGGCCAGACGGACCAGGAGGACAGUGGCCAGACGGACCAGGAGAAAAGUGGCCAGACGGACCAGGCGGACAGUGGCCAGACGGACCAGGCGGACAGUGGCCAGACGGACCAGGACAGUGGCCAGACGGACCAGGCGGACAGUGGCCAGACGGACCAGGCGGACAGUGGCCAGACGGACCAGGAGGACAGUGGCCAGACGGACCAGGAGGACAGUGGCCGGGAGGACCAGCCGUCCGGUGCCGCACAAUGUGCUCCGGAGGAUCUGCUGUCGGCGCGGCUCGGUCCUGACUCAGUAUGCCGCCGUCUGCUGUUCGACACCGUGCUGCUCGAGAAAAGUGUGCUGAACAUGGAGUCGUCCGCCCUGCAGGCGUGUGUAACGCGACAGGAGCUCGACGACGCGAUCCUCUGGAUUGUCAGCCGGCCAUUGAUGGAAACGCUGAUCAACCGACAGACCAGCAGGGAGCUGCAGAAGGCAUUGGAGUCCCUACAGACCAGAGGGAAACCCCUAAAGACCAACACGGAGACACGAGAGACCGACAGGGAGACUGCUUCUAGGUCAGCCGACCGGAUCACCGAAAGCGAGGAACAAGAGACUGUUAGAACGGGCCAAGAGCCUGAACCCCCGGACCGGGAGUCUGCGGAGGCGGCGCUGUGUAGGCUGUGUCGUCCCGAACGGGGAACUCGAGUGGUAAGCAUUAAUCGCUCGGGCAGUCGAGCAGAGGGACUGGACGAUGGGGUGAUUGGUGGUCGGUCUGUCUCCGACCAUGACUUAAUGCUGGAGAUGGACUUCGGUGCAAGGUCCAAAGUGGUGAGCCGGGAUCCGCCGAGCCGGGUGUCUCUGAGCGAGGCGCCGCAGCUGUGGGUUCGGCCCACCGACCGGCCGGGGUUCGUCACCCUGCACUGGACGCCCACGGUCCGGUGUGAGCACGAGCGGGCGGCGUCGGCUCCGUCGGCACAGUCGGUGAGAACGCUGAUGUGGGAGUUUUGUCAGAUCCUGUACCCGACCGGCGCCGAGUUCGCCCGCCCCGGUCCGGCGGUCAACUUCAGAAAUCGUGAGCACAGGGACGGCGGAAAGGACCACGUUCCCUGUCAGCGUCUGCAAAACUGGUGGCCCCAUCAGGAGGAGUUCCAAGGACGGCAUCGCCAGGCAGAGUUUCCGCCGAGAGCGGUGCGAGACGACCUGUGUCGGUUCGGCGUGCACCUGGUGCCGACCGGCAUGCCCGGCAGUGCCACCGAGAUGAUAGAGUGGCGUGUGUCCUUCUCCAGAGCAGAGGUGGUGGCCGUCCGCCUCCUCAGUCCAGUGCAGCACGCCACCAUCAUCACACUUAAGAGCAUGAAGAAGAUCAUGAAAGAAAGCAUGCCUGUUGAGCAGAGCGACAAACGCACGCUGAAGUCGUACUUCAUCAAAAAUGCCGUACUCUGGCUAGUACAGGAUACCCGGAGUGAGGUGUGGACGGGAGUCAGCGAGGGCGUCUACAUGGCUCUGGACUGGUUGGAGGACCACCUCAGUGCUGGCGCCAUACCCUGUUUCUUCUGGCCCGCGAUCAAUCUCGUGGCGGAACUCACCUGGGACGACGUACAGGCCAUCAUCACUGCGGUCCGUGUCAUGCGGGAGCGCGCAGACCGCCUCCUCCUGACCUGCUGCAUCCGUGUUCUGCCGCUGGACGUCCUGAUGCAUGGAGACCUGGAACCUCUUCCGGAGCUGGAGCUACGCCGCCGGCUGGGGCGACAGAUGGUACGCAAUGCGGUGUUCUUUGGGACGCUGUUCCGACCGGACGCACCGUGCUGGGAGAGCUGGCACAACCACUUCCUCCCCGCACUGGGGCCAGCGGGACAGCAUCGUCUCCUACAGCGGGUGUACAGAAGAGACUCUGGUUUGUACUCACAGCAGUGCUUACUGCUCAUGGCGUGGCUGGUGGUGGAUCCGACGGAUCUGACAUCCGAUGGAACGUCCUACGAGGAGAAAAGUGAGGAGUUGGGUGACUCUCACCUCGGUGAGCUGAAAGAGACUCCCGCUGAGGACCUGGUGUCCCUGGACGCCGCGCCGCUGCUGGCUCUUCUCACCGACCGAGACCUGGAGUACCUCCUGGGCGACACUGCCGCGGUGUUCGCCUGGUGGAACAGUCAGCUUCAGCUCCCGGCCGACUGUCGGCCAGCCGGGAUGACGGCGCCGCUGGACACACCGCGAGGCAGAGCUGAGCUGCUGCUGCAGCCCGACCUGCUGCUGCGGGCCGUCGGUCACUCCAGCCCACAGAAACUCGUCCGGUGGCGUCGAAAAGACCAGGUGUACGCUGCCAGAUUCAAACACAACUACACCACUCCCUACUCGUUAGACCAGUGUCGCGAGGACCUGGCACUUAUUCGAGUGGGCGACGCCGUGGCCACGCUGCAGGACGGGUUGGCCGAGGAGACUGAGACUGAGCUCCGCACGCUGGCUUAUCUUUGGAACAAGAGAGUGCGGCAACUGCUCCUGUAUGACCGAGUGAGGGACGUGUACAAUCGGGUGAAAAGGUCGCGGAAUGACCAAUGGGAGCUACUGCCGUACCUGUUCCGAUAACAGAACCAGUAAGAGCCUCUGCAGGUCCCGGCUCCAUAGGAUCCCGAUGAAGAAUGGUCCCUUUGUAUCCGACAGGACAACAGCACUCCUCCGGCGCCGGAACUGGUCGGAACUGUUCGGAUCCUGCGAGGAACUAACUAAUCUGCUGUCUCGAGGGACAGGUGCGAUACCGUGUGAAUCUGCUCAGAUACGCGGUGAAUUGGUGCGAUACCGCGAGGAACUGAUCCGAUGCCGCGCGGAACUGGUCCGAUGUCAUAUUAUUACGAGUAGUCUAAUAUUCAGGUGUCAUUGGGAACUGUUCAGUGUUCAUGUACCCCGUGGAUUGUGAAACUGAUCCGAUGCCGUGGGGAACUAGUGCGAUACCACGAGGAACUGAUCCGAUGCCGUGAGUAGCCCAUCGAAAUAUUUCAGGAUUCCGGAUGUCGUCCAACCAGGGGUGUUUGUCACCGCCGUCAGCGUCAGCGGGCAGAUGCAGCGUGAACUACCCUUAUCGACGUUGAAUGUGUACUUCCUAAUCUUGGACAAUGUGAGCUGAUGAUUCAACCAAUAUUCGGCACUACAGGGUGUCCCAUAAGUUCGUUCUCACUUAAAUUUUCUAUGAGUUCUCUUCCUUCACAACAUGUGCAAAUUAAAUCGUAAAUUAGCUUAUUUGGUUGCCAAUGCAACUGACAAUCUGCUUCACAAUGACUUUUUUCUUGAGAUAUAACAUUUUUUGCUAGAGAGUUCAGUUCCUGUAGAGACGUCUGACGCCGCGACAUGAGGUCUUCAAUACAGUA
Messenger RNA from Amphibalanus amphitrite, 3926 nucleotides. RefSeq lists its product as uncharacterized. The transcript is spliced from 2 exons. Lineage: Eukaryota; Metazoa; Arthropoda; Thecostraca; Balanomorpha; Balanidae. The coding region runs from base 940 to 3150 and encodes 736 amino acids. The record is from RefSeq and is a predicted model, not a curated record.